GAGAAAGCGAGAGAGAAAGCAAACUUACAAAAUAUGAGGACGUGAUAGCAUGUCAAACCCGGCUUUAGAAUCCUACAUGGCUAUAUAUUUCACCGUUGGCAUUUGAUAUGAAUAGCUAACUUUCUCCGUUAACAAGUAUGCAGUGAAUUAGUCAAGAAAAGCGAGCAAGAUAAACCUAUUAAUCAUAACCCUCAAGAGAUAACCAAGGCUGAACAAGUAGUCCACAACAAUUUCAUUUUGAAGUAUUUAGCCCAGGAUCAAGGAAGUAUAAAGUCAUGAGAUGAGCUUAUUUAUUCAAGAUAAGUGUAAUCGUUGUCGUUCUCAAUUAUGUGCGUGGUGCGUGUGUGGACAAUUUAAUAAGUAAAAUGUGACAGCGGAGGAUAACCAGACCGCACAGGGAUUAUAUUUUGUUGCUUGAGCAUAGUUUCUACAUUUCUGAAUUUAUGACCAUUUUGUAACCUACUUUCUGAAGAGAAAUCAAACUACAGCCAUCAUGUGGACGAAACCAGAAGAGAUCCUUGUCGCCAAUGCAUUCUGGGUGACUGAACGAACGAAUUUGUAUUUUAUACUUCAGACGCGAAGGGGUCACGGGACGGCAAAAAAUAACUUGGCGUCCUUGAUCGUGGGUACAUUUGAUAAUGUUUUGGACUCCAAGCCACCUCCGUAUCGGAUCCUUCAUCAAACUCCAAAUUCAGAAGUUUACUACUUGGUAGCUGUGUCAGUAAGCCAAAAGGAAAUAUGUGGAGAUUGGGAAUGGCUUGAAAAAAAUAUGAUGUCGACACUUGCAAAUUUUGAUGAUGAAGAUCAGAUUACAGAUUUUGUUAGAUGUAAAAUCGAAAGCCUUGUCGCCCAUUCACAACCAAGUGCUACAGCUGAUGAUACAGAAACGGAAGCGUUUAAAACAGCAUCUCAGAAAUUUCAGAGGCUUUUUGGCAUGCCACCAGAAGAGAAGCUAGUGAAUUAUUACUCUUGCGGAUACUGGAAGGGGAACUUCCCACGACAAGGGUGGCUGUACCUCAGUGUUACACACAUGUGUUUUUAUUCAUAUUGGUUGGGAAAAGAGUUCAAAAUUCUUACACGCUGGACUGAUGUUUGUUCAUUGGAGCAAACAAAUUCAUUCGUAUUUCCUGAUUCCAUUAAAGUUUCUACACGGGAAACUUCGUAUCAUUUCUCAAUGUUCAUGCACAAGGCUGAGACUUUUAAGUUGAUGUCCCAAUUGGCAAAUCUUGCGAUGCGACAAUUAAUUGAUCAAGAAGGGUUCCAAGAGGAUCGAGAUCUCAUUUCGAAGCUUAGCAAAAAUGUACCUAAGAAACCUUCAUAUCUAAAACGAGAUUUUGAUGCAAGAGCUCAUUCGGAAGCAUUCAGAUCAUUUUUUCGUCUCCCUGUUGAUGAAAAAUUGGAUGGCACCCUUGAGAAAGUUGAAAUUUGGGACCCUUCAAAGAAAAAGUCUGUAGCUGGAACUAUGUACCUGUCCAACAAUUAUGUUUGUUUUCAAAGCAAGGUGCCCAUGUUGAUAAAUGUGAUAAUCCCUUUACGAGAUGUGAUUGUGAUUGAAAAUGCUGCAUCGCAUAGUCCUGCUGAAAGAGCCAUUUUAUUCACUACUAAAUACAAGUCUUCCUUCCUGUUUAUGCAAGUGGAUGACCGAGACUUCUUGGUCAAUAAAUUAUCUGAACUACUGUCCAAAACCAGUACAUGUCGCAGAUUGACAGAAAGCUGUGGAGACUCGACUAGUUUGAGCAGCUCAUCAAAUAGUUUUGUACUGUUGGAAUCACCUCCAGAAGAAGUUAAACUAAGUCGCCUACAAUCUGAACAAGUUUUGACUCAACCCCUGAUGGAAAUGUUUCCUAUGCCCAUACAUGGAGACCUACAAGAGAGAGAACUUUCCAAAUCUAAAAAGUGGGAGCAACUAUUUCUUGAUUAUGGUAGAGGAAUUUCAAUGUAUCGGACCUAUGAGACGGCAGAACUUGUAGUUCGAGGCAUUCCAGAUAAAUACCGUUCAGAGAUUUGGCUGAUUUAUUCUGGUGCGGCCAACGACUUGGCAACACACCCCGGCUAUUAUGCAUCACUGGUGGAGCAAUCAGUAACUCGGCGAAGUCAAGCUAACGACGAAAUAGAGCGUGAUUUACACCGUUCCCUUCCGGAACAUCAAGCCUUUCAUGAGGACAUAGGUCUAGAUGCCCUGAGACGAGUCCUUUGUUCUUAUGCAACACGAAAUCCACACAUUGGAUAUUGUCAGGCGAUGAAUAUGCUGGCCUCCGUUUUUCUGUUGUAUUGUAACGAAGAGGAAGCGUUUUGGCUGCUUGUUGCUGUUUGUGAAAGAUUACUACCAGAUUAUUACAACAGGAGAGUAAUAGGAGCCCAGGUUGACCAGCGUGUUUUGUUUGAAUUAUUGAACUUGCAUAUGCCAAAAUUGCAUGGACACCUGCAGAAAUUGGGUCUGAUUGGAAUGAUCUGCUUGAGCUGGUUUCUUACACUGUACUUGAGUUGCCUAUCGUAUGAUUGUGCUGUCUUUAUAAUGGAUUGUUUCUUUUACGACGGAGUCAAAGUUGCAUUCAGCAUUGCGCUUACCAUGUUGGAUGCAAAUGAAGAGGCUUUGCUGAAAUGCAAAGAUGAAGGAGAAGCAAUGCAAUUGUUAAAUGAAUAUCUGUCUGGGAUUUUUCUCGUACAAAGUGAUAUAAUUGAUGGCGAUGACAUGAAAGAUCUGAGUCGAACUCCGAGCCCUCAGUUGAUGAUGACAAUUUCUGCAGGGACACCGGUGGGUCCAAAGUCACGAAUGGAGACAUGUCACAAGAAAAGCGUCUCUAUCACUACUUUAAUUUACGAGUCCUACCGCAAAUUUGGGACACAAAUUACUACCGAAAGAAUUGAUAGAAUGCGAUUGAGACAUCGUGUGAAAGUUGUUCAAAGUUUGGAAGAUGCCGUUUUAAGGAACGCACUUCGCUCCAUUCAGAAACCAAUAUUAUUUUCAGAUGAAGAAUUAAACGAUUUAUUUUGGCUCGUGCGUGGGGACCACUUAUGGCAAGUAGCAUGUGGAUUUUACCACAACGGUGGUGGACAAACUGGCGAAGAUCAUAGCCAAGGCGCACUAAGAAUAGAUUUGGAUCAAUUUCGGUCUACAUUCAUGGCCUUUAGUCCUUGGGGGAGUAAUGGAAAUCCACGAAUGCACGAUUUGGCGGACAGAAUUUUUAAGCUGUUCGAUGCAACUGGAAAUGGAUUCUUGACAUUUAAUGACUUGGUGCACAUUAUUGCUCUAACGGGCAAAGCUGAAGCUAUUAAAAGGUUAAGAUUCUUGUUUAUCCUUCACUUACCUCCGUUGUUGGAUACUAACUUGGAAACUCCUACAACACAUCCUCAAGACAGUUCAGCAGAAAUGGCAACGGAUGCUUCCGAGUUUUUUGCAAGUGUUGAAACUUUGAGGUCCAACAUUGAGACGUUCGAAUUGAGUGAUGACUCUACUUCACGCCCUAGUAGUCAAUUGAGUUUAUCCAAAGAAAACCUUUUGGCGACAUAUCGGGAUGCUUGUUUGUCUGAAUCAUCUUCUGUGCCCCUGCCACCUAUGGAUCAGCCACACUUUAUUGCCAUGUGGAGAUCUUUUUACGAUAUCUUUAUUGAGCACAAAUAUGAGCAAGAUGCAUAUCAUUCAAUUGUCAGCGUCGGAACUCUAUUAAUUUCUCUGGGUGACGUCGGGAAAAAUCACAAAAAUUGUCCUUCACCUUUGCAAUCAGGAAGCUCGUCUACCUCUAGAAACUCAAUGUCGCCUAUGUCUAGGGAAUCCUCUCCCCCUAUAGACGUAGAGAAUGCUAGGAAGGGAGUUGAUAGACCGAAAUCAUUAGCCUUGAGAAUCCCAGCAGCAGAUCAGCAUUCUGUUGCAGAUAAGGAUGAAGUUGGAGAUGAGUGGCACAUCACGUUUGAACAAUUUCUGGCUUCGAUACUUACGCAACCAGUGCUUGAUGAGUAUUUCAAUGUGAAGAUAGAUUUGAAGAACCUCAUUGAGAAACACAAGGACAAGCGACUUUUACGUCAGACAAGUCUAUCGUCUUCCCCAGAGUAAACUCAGAGUAACUUUUAAAAUUAUCUUGAUACUUACACUUGGUUACAUUUAAAAAUAUUUUCAACUAUGUAUAAUGACCGGCAUUCAUUAUUUUUUAUAUACUUGGACUCGAUUUAUUGGACCAUUUUUCUUAUUGCCACUUUAUUCGAGAAAGUAUCGUAAUUUUAUAUAAUCGGGAAAAUUUUCAUUUUAUUUUGAAGACAAAUUUCUAUAAGUCAGACAUCGUAUUUUAACUAUAGUUUCUUAUGUAACGCAUAAAUUCAUAACUUAUACUAGCGCUUAUCAUCUAUUUAGAUGUAAAAUGAAAAAUAUAAUGAAAAGGUGAACGAUGUUUUUUUAAAGUACGCCAUGAUACUUUAUCAUUCCGAUCUGAUUUCGCUAAUAAAGGAUACACAAAAAAAUGUUUAAUAUAAAACAA
Molecule: messenger RNA, 4469 nt
Organism: Folsomia candida
Lineage: Eukaryota; Metazoa; Arthropoda; Collembola; Entomobryomorpha; Isotomidae
Gene: Tbc1d8-9
Product: TBC1 domain family member 9
Exons: 24
Coding region: 494-4051 (1185 amino acids)
Molecular function (GO): calcium ion binding
Source: RefSeq, a predicted model, not a curated record